AUGGGGGGGACCAUGACAACGCUUCGAUCAAAGAAUGGUCUGCCGGAUCUCAACUGGAAGAAUGUGUAUGAAGCUGCCACGACCUCCUCCACACCUGAGCUCCUCUCGCUGCUCCAUGGCCUGGCGCUUGAGCACGGCACACCGUCUCUGAUCAACAUCGGCCUGGUUCCCGUCGAGGGCGCUUUCAUCGACAUCGACCCGCUCGUCUGGGUGCGCCACGUCCAACAUGUUGCCGACAUGAAGGCGGACCCAAACUCUGGCUUCGACGUGCGGCAGGUGGAAAGCUUCGUGUCGUCGCUGCUGAAUGGCGCCUUACAGCGCUACGCCAGCUUGUGCUUCGUGGGCGCCGUGCUUGGAAUGAGCAAGGAUCAGCGACAGCUGUCGUUCUCCCGGCGCCUGGCGCUCUUCCGGGCGCUGCUGGCACUGCCUGGCUUCCGUAGGCUGGCAGGCAGCGAGGGGAAACUUCAGGAGACCUGGGACAUCUGCGCCCAGAGCGUAACUGCAGAUGACCCGCGUUUCUUGGGCUGGCUACUGGCGUGCGCAGGGGCGGCAGAGCCGGAGACAGGUACGGCCCAAGGGCCAGCGGUCAUCGCCGCCCGGCGUGCGAUCAAAUCGCAGCAAAGGAUGUGGACGCGCACUCUAUGCGGUUUCCGGGGUGGUGCACCCCAGCUGCCACAGCGGCUCGGGCCCUUGGUGAUGGAGUACCUCGGUGCGCCCUGCCUCGCCGAGAGCACGGUUGGGCAUCGCAAGGCUGGCGAGUGUGUGCUGAUGUAA
Molecule: messenger RNA, 774 nt
Organism: Symbiodinium natans
Lineage: Eukaryota; Dinophyceae; Suessiales; Symbiodiniaceae
Source: the annotation of a GenBank genome assembly